Exophiala oligosperma is the source of this 1069-nucleotide messenger RNA. RefSeq lists its product as uncharacterized. Gene Ontology annotation, cellular component: cytoplasm. The transcript is spliced from 6 exons. Lineage: Eukaryota; Fungi; Ascomycota; Eurotiomycetes; Chaetothyriales; Herpotrichiellaceae. The record is from RefSeq and is a predicted model, not a curated record. The coding region runs from base 150 to 935 and encodes 261 amino acids.
CGUUUCAGGCUUCUGUCUGGCUGCCGAUCCAACCGACACAGAAAUUUACUGUCAUCUUAAAGACUCGACAAAGUUUGCAACAUUCUGCGUUGACUCUUGAGCAUACCAAACCAGCGUCGCAUUAGAAAGAUACGCACUUUAAGUCAAAAAUGGGACAUCAGGGGCCUAUUUACCACGCCACGGCAACAGGUGCAGCAAAGAGUACGGUUAACUGUCACCAGACCCCGCAGGAUUUGAUAUUCUGGGCGGGUUGGUUUUGCCCGUUCACUCAGCGAAGUUGGAUUGCUUUGGAAGAAAAACGUAUCCCAUAUACCUAUCAUGAAGUCAACCCAUACCUGAAGGAGGAGCAUUUUCUUGCAAUCAGCCCGAAAGGCUUGGUCCCUGCAAUUCAACACCAUGGCAGACCACUUCAUGACUCCAUCGUGGUCAGCGAGUAUCUUGAAGAGGCCUUCUUCGACGACAAUGCCGCCUCUGACACCAUCUUGCCCCCUUCCGAUCCUUAUCAAAGAGGAGUUGCACGCAUCUGGAUUGAUUUUAUUAACAAGAGCGUUGUUCCUCCCUUUUUUCGACUCUUGCAAGCUCAGUCAGACGAAGCAGAGCAGAAAGCAAUGGCCCUCCAGGAUCUGAAAGAUGCUUUGGCAGCCGUCUCCUCUCAGGUCAAGGGGCCCUACUUCUUUGGAGAUCAGUUCAGUCUGGUCGACGCGGUUAUUGCACCUUGGGCAGUGCGUGAUUUCAUCCUGCGCGAAUAUCGAGGGUUCAAUCGUGAGGAGGUCCUGACAUGGAAACAAUGGGCUGAAGCACUGGAGAGUAGAAGGAGUGUAAGGGAGACUUCGAGUGAUCCUGAGAAAUAUGUCGAAUUUAACAAGACCUUUCUGAGAAAAGAGUCGCACAGUCUGGUUGGAAAAGCUGCGUUAGAAGGCCGAAUACUUCCAUGAAAUGCUUGGAGAUGCAGACAGAAUGGCCAGAAGGCCUUUGUCUCCCUAGGUUACCUGAGCAAAGAAUCCCUCGCAGAUUCUUGAUGAUACAAUGCCCCCCUGUUGAUGCAUACUACGUUGUUACCGGUCUGUAG